This is a messenger RNA of Trematosphaeria pertusa, 1828 nucleotides long. Its product is annotated as FAD/NAD(P)-binding domain-containing protein. Gene Ontology annotation, cellular component: mitochondrial outer membrane. Gene Ontology annotation, biological process: quinolinate biosynthetic process; L-tryptophan catabolic process; NAD+ metabolic process. Gene Ontology annotation, molecular function: FAD binding; kynurenine 3-monooxygenase activity; NAD(P)H oxidase H2O2-forming activity. The transcript has 3 exons. The record is from RefSeq and is a predicted model, not a curated record. Lineage: Eukaryota; Fungi; Ascomycota; Dothideomycetes; Pleosporales; Trematosphaeriaceae. The coding region runs from base 225 to 1676 and encodes 483 amino acids.
CCGUUUUGGUGCGGUCAUGCUUGCUUACUUACUCGUCUAUUCCUCUUGUCAUUCGAGCGCCUUUCCAAGGUUUCCUUCCUCUUCGUUGUAAACAUGAACCGGGAGUGAUUCAGCUAUCUAGCUACUUCAUCCGGCCGCGGACUUGUCUAUGUAAUCGUGCCACCUCGUUUCUCUUCAUUCGGUUCUCCCAGUCUAUACUCCAUUUCCCCGUACACGCUUUGAGGAUGCCUCAGAAAGUAGUUAUCGUGGGAGCCGGCCCUGUGGGCUCUCUGGCUGCUCUGUAUGCCGCUGUUCGAGGGCACGAUGUUGAAAUCUACGAACUUCGGCCUGACCUUCGCGACCCGGACACUACACCCUUAAACUUCGCCAAAUCCAUCAACCUUGCUCUCUCGGAGCGAGGUAUCAACUCGCUUCGGAAGACCGGAUUGCCCAAUCUCGCGCAUGCCGUUCUUGGCGAGACGUUCCCCAUGCAUGGCCGCAUGAUUCACGUGAGAAAGCAAGGGAAGUACGUUCGUGAACCCCAGCUAUACGAUGCUCGCGGAAAAAAUCUCCUGGCAAUGGACCGAGCAGGCCUGAACAAGACUCUCCUGGACCAGCUCGAGUCGAUGCCCAACGUCAAAUUCUUCUUCAACCACAAGCUCGUCGGCGUCGAUUUCAGGAAGCAGCUAGCCUGGUUCGAGCGGCACACAAAGUCCGACGACGCAGCGCGCGGCACCGAGAUCGAGCUCAGAUUCGACUUCAUGGUCGGCGCCGACGGCGCGCACUCAGCCGUCCGCUAUCACCUCAUGAAGUUCGUGCCCAUGAGCUACCAGCAAGAAUACAUUGACAAGCUCUGGUGCCAGUUCCACGUCCCGCCAACGCCGGACGGCGGCUUCCGCUUACCGCCGAACUAUCUCCACAUCUGGCCGCAGGACGAAUCUAUGUUCAUUGCGCUCCCAAACCUGGACAAGACUUUUACCGCGACACUCUUCCUGACCCGCACCGGCUUCGAGCAGCUCGACGCCUCGGGCAAGGUAGUCGAAUACUUCAACCAGAAAUUCCCCGGCGUGGUCCCAGACCUCAUUACCGAAGACGAACUGCGCAAGCAGUACUCCACAAAUCAACAUCUACCCCUAAUUACCAUCAAAUGCACCCCCUACCACUUCGGCUCCAGCGGCGUCAUCGUCGGCGAUGCCGCACACGCAAUGGUCCCCUUCUACGGCCAGGGCAUGAAUACCGGACUGGAAGACGUCCGCGUGCUCUUCGAGUUCCUAGAUAAGUACCCCGACGAUCCUGCGACGGCGCUGAACGAGUACUCGCGCCAGCGCACUCCGGAUGCGCAUACCAUCAACGACCUUGCGCUGAGAAACUACCAUGAGAUGGCUACAGAUGUCAAGAGGCCGAUGUAUCUGCUCCGCAAGUGGAUCGAGGAGACGCUAGAUCUGUAUCUGCCGCGUGCUGGAUGGGCGACCCAGUACUCGCGCGUGACGUUCAGCAACAUGCGGUACUCGGAGGUCCACCAACGGGCACAGCGGCAGGCGCGGAUACUGAAUAGCGUGGUAGGUCUGAGCCUGGCGACUCUCGUCGGGACGGGCUUUUUGUUUGCGAGGUCGGGUGCUGCGCAGAGGGCGAAGAUGGGUAUUCUGAGGUCCAUCUGCUGGGUAGCGAGGCGUGCACAGGGCCUCUUUCAAGGCUGAACCAUUGUGAUGUGGGUCUUUCAUUAGACCAUGUACUAUAUAUAUAUCUCACCGGACGAUAUGUGUAUUCCAACAUGAACUAGUGCGGCACAUUGAGGCCGCAUGUUUUCAUAUCUACGCGGCAGAGUAACACCAAAGGGACCAAUGUGGGU